GUCAUCUUUGAGCCAGCCUACUUCCUUAUGUGCAGGCGGGCGCUAUAUAUUCGGUAGUUUGGAUUGGGAGAUUUCUGUCAAUCACUGGAUUGACCAAUUAAAAUGCGUCUUUCACUUUCUAUUUUGCCUUGGACAAAAGGGUUUAGGAUUUAAGAAUGGCGGGUUUAUUAGAAAAAAUAAAAGACCUCUACCCAGACCAGGCAAGAGAACUCGAAAAAGAAAAUUUCCGCAGUGACAACGACAUCCGGACAUUGACCAAAGAGGAUCUACAGGAACUGCUUGGCCCUAAGAACCUCAAGCAGAGAAAGGCCGUUUAUGAACUGAUACACCAGCAGAAGCCAAUUGGGGAUCUUUUAAAAGACUUAAAAGCUUUUAUCCCUGCAGAAUCUUUGGAAGCUGCCCUGACAGAGAAUGGGGUCUUGAGUGGCUACCUGCAGAUCAUGAAGGACUUGACGUCCCAAGUAGGAAAGGUCCAAUCAUUUUUGCAGGCACAUGUGAGCCUGCUGGAGGAACACAGUUAUGAUUAUAAGGCGGCGAAAGGAACACACCCAGGAGGCAAUGUGCAAAAAGGUAAAAAUUCAUCACCUGGAUUCUGGAAUUUGUGGGGUUUCGGGGAUACUAAGGAAGUCCCCAGUUCUAGCUCUCCAGAGAGCGGUCAAAGAGAUGGCCCUUACCUUAGAUCAGAUACUGACCCAGAUCCUUAUCCCAGCAACGUGGACCCAGAUGAGCCACUAGGAGCCCACAAAGCACAGCCUGUAGCAGAGGUUUCAUCCUCUGUUGCAACACAGCAGAUAAGUAUGACUGAAAAACUCCAUACUGUAACAUUCCAGUCUAUUGUAAGCGGCAAAACAUUAAACUGCGAAAAUACCAUAUUGGAACAAUUGAGGAACAGGGGAAAAGUGAUUCUUAAGGAGACAGAAGACACCCCCCAGCUCAUUAUUGUGUUCUGUCCAAUCACGUCACGGAUUGACUCAGACUUGGAGAGUGUCAUGAAUAGACAUCCAGAGUCAUUGGUUGACAAACCUGUUAUUUUGGUGAUGAUGCAUCACAGAUACAAUCCCAACGAAGGAGUCAUCCAGAAGCCAGGGUCAGUCCUCAAGAAAUGGAACAUUGCGUUGGUUGUCAACGUUUUCUACCACGAAACCGUGCAUGGAUUGGUGCCCUGCGUCAUGAACAACCAGGCGGUCGAUGAAAUGCACACCACAUUAAUGAAACGAUGUGAAAAAAGCAUCUGUGAAUGUGUCAACGAUAGCGACAUUGCAAUGUCGGACCCCUGCGGUCAUAAUAGCAGCGCUUCCGAAUCGUUGGUUCGAUCAGGAAAUGACAAUAUGGCUUUGCUUGCUCAUGAAUGCAACACUGGUACUAGCAGUAAUGUAUUCUCCCAAAGGACUAGUAGUAGCAGUAGUUAUGGUAGUCAUGACAACCGGGGUGGUAGGGUUCCUAGUGUGGAUACACGUCCCAGUGGAAGCCAAGGCAACCCAAAAGGUAUGGUUUAUAAUGUCGCUAUACGUCACAGCAGUUUGAGGGGUGAUAAUGACACAUGCACUUCUGGUUUUCAUGGCAACCAAGUAGGUUAUGGUGGUAAUGCCAGAACACGUAAUAGUACGGAUGGUGAUGACCACAGUGCUGGUAAGGUAGAUCAAGGAACCAGAGCUGGUUUCAAGAACCCUCUCUAAGAGGAAAGGAUGGAAAUUGUUCAUCCAUGUGCUGCCAGUGCUAGUAAUGUUUUUUUAUUUUAUUCCUCAAUCAGGAAUAUUAUGUUUUGUGUGAAACAAUGGCAUCAUGGGGUGGGUUCAUAUGUUUGUAUUAGAUCAAAGGGUAGGCUUAUCUUUUUAAUGAUUAUAUUUGUAUAAUAAAGUACUGUUACAAGAAUGCUUCAUAGAUAGAAAAUAAUAUGUUAAUGAACCCCACCAUGUUGCAUUCCUUCAAGCUAAAUCGUUCAAAAAACAACUAAGCCUUCAGUUCAGACCAAUGUACCAAUAACCAAUGCAAUGUAUAUAAAGUAUAUAAAGCCUUAAAGAUUUACCAAAGCGUUCAAUAUGCUUCAGUGACUAUGCAAUGUAAAGAGUCCACAGAUAUUUUUAAGUAUUUCAAAUAAAGGCAAUGGAUUAAU
Molecule: messenger RNA, 2113 nt
Organism: Gadus macrocephalus (Pacific cod)
Lineage: Eukaryota; Metazoa; Chordata; Actinopteri; Gadiformes; Gadidae
Exons: 10
Coding region: 156-1676 (506 amino acids)
Source: RefSeq, a predicted model, not a curated record